Molecule: messenger RNA, 2936 nt
Organism: Perca fluviatilis (European perch)
Lineage: Eukaryota; Metazoa; Chordata; Actinopteri; Perciformes; Percidae
Gene: tmem41b
Product: transmembrane protein 41B
Exons: 7
Coding region: 144-989 (281 amino acids)
Cellular component (GO): endoplasmic reticulum membrane
Source: RefSeq, a predicted model, not a curated record
GCGAUGUGAAGGUAAAAGGUCAGCCUGUGUAACGUGUCAAACUGCUGUCACCACACCGGUGUAUCACUUCACUGUCCGGCCGCCUUCUGUUGCACACACAUCGGUACUGUUACCCUAGCUGACCUCAACGUUAUCUCAGCAAAAUGGCAAAAAAGCGAAGAGAAAGACGAGAGGACGACGGUUUGUCCUCGGCACAGGAGGAGGUGAAGGCUAGUGACUCACAAGUACUGAAAGAGGCUCAGCAUACUGAAGGGGGCUCAGCACGCAUGUCUGUCCUGAUUCUGGUGUCUAUCUUCACCUGCUCUGCCUCAGUCAUGUACCUGGUCUACAGGAACUUCCCAGAGCUUCCCAAUGAUGAAAUGGAGAAGAUCAAGAUCCCUAAAGACAUGGAUGAUGCCAAAGCUUUGGGAACUGUGCUGUCCAAAUACAAAGACACAUACUACUCCCAAGUGUUGGUGGCCUACUUUGCAACAUAUAUUUUCCUCCAGACAUUUGCCAUCCCUGGAUCUAUCUUCCUUAGCAUCCUUUCUGGAUAUCUUUACCCUUUCCCCUUGGCUCUUUUCUUAGUCUGCUUGUGCUCUGGCCUUGGUGCUUCCUUUUGCUAUAUGCUAUCAUAUCUGGUGGGCAGACCGAUGGUCUACAAAUAUCUCACAGAGAGAGCACAGAAGUGGUCCCAGCAGGUUGACAAACAUAGAGAUCAUCUAAUCAAUUACAUCAUCUUCCUGAGGAUAACCCCCUUUCUUCCCAACUGGUUCAUCAACAUCACCUCACCUGUCAUCGAUGUGCCUUUGGGGGUUUUCUUCAUCGGUACCUUUCUUGGAGUGGCGCCUCCGUCCUUUGUAGCUAUCAACGCGGGUACAACACUGUACAAACUGACCACAGCUGGUGAGGCCGUGUCCUGGAACUCUCUGGCUGUGCUCGGUGUACUCGCCGUGCUCUCCAUCUUGCCCGUCUGCUUCCAGAAAAAGCUGCAGAAGAAACUAGAGUAGAACAUUAAACACCUCAGCACCUCAUCUGCUGGCUGAUCCCGGCAUCCCCUUCCCCCUCGGCUCAGGAACGUGCAGCUGUCACUCAAGUUGCUCUGCCUCAGUCUCAUACACAGCUGCUGGUGGGCGAAUAUCUGACCACUGGCACAACAAGCUCAUCACUUUUUGACCACAAAAUGCAUGCAGUGGUGGGAGGGCCGUAGUAAGUGUAAACUAGCCGCCUCUUACAAAAGUUUUUUUGGUUUCUGUGAAUUCUGUUGUUGAUUGUGGCACGUGUAAAUAAGAGAAUUUUUUUUUUUUUAUUUAAGGCACUUCUCAUUAUUUAAAGGUGCUACUGUAGGAUGUUGAAGUAAAACUCAUCAUUCUAAAAGUGUUUCUCCUUCUUGCUAGAAACUGGUAAAAACAAUGUCAUCAGUAACCUACCUUGUUGAGGCUGUUUUUUUUUUUUUUUGCUGACUUACCAUUACACUUGCUUUGGCAGUAGCAUAUCAUUUUCUACAUCUUGUUUGUAGCACCUUUAACUUCCAAUCCUUUUUAAAUAUUUAUUUGAACAUGCUUGUGUCUAAUUUCAACCUAAUGAAUGGAACCACCACAGCAAUAAAUGUCACUGUAAGUUUUGAUACCUGGUGCUUGCCUUGGCAAACAUAUGCAGUGUGAGGAAAGAAUGAAACUGUGAUGACUGAUCUUAGUAAGUGCUACUUUCGUUGACAUAUGGGUGAGUUCCCAUGUUCUUCCUUGAAAGGUGCCUGGAACCACUGCCACACACAUUUCACCCAAUUCUGUUCAUAUUAGUAGACACUUUAACUUGUAAAGAAUGGACUAAGCUGAUGUUAUAUUUCCUCAGAGGACAAAACUCCAAGCAUUUCCAAAUUUGUAUUUGUAAUUAGGAAGUGAACAUAGAUUAUGUCAACACAACGAAUUUAUGUGUGGUAAGAUGUACGCAACACAGAAAAGUUAGUGAAAAGCCAAGCCAAAAUCCAAGAGAUGGAUUCUCAAGUUUUGCUAUAGGUGAUGAUAAUGCACGUCUAGUUGUGUCAUUCUCAACCCCAGGACAUUGUUUGCUCUGCCAGUAUAGAAAUGGUGAUGCCCAUAUAAUGGAUGAUACACCUGUGCCCUCAAUAAGACUGCCAACGGACUGAGCUAUCCAAGCCUUACCUUGCUUUUUACUGCUUCCAUUUUUCACCAGAAGAAAUGUAUUAUGAUGCCUGAUUUAUGUUUUUAGUGCUCACUGAAUUUUUCAUUUAGAUGUUUUUUUUUAUUAUUAUUUCUGUCCUGUGUACCAAGGUAACUUAUUGCUGCUGUUUAAAACUUUCUGGACAGUUACUAGAUAUGUUGAUGCAGUUAAUGUACAUGCAGGUAACUUAUUUGACACACUUUUCUUUAAUCUCUUAAAAUAUCACAUAAAUUGAGGCAGUUGAUUUGGUGCAUUUUGAGAUUUCCUGUUUUUACUUAAAUGUCUUAUUAUAGUAGUAACAUUUACUAUUGUAAGAUUAAUAACCUUUCAAACCCAAAUUUGAAACGCCUACAUUAGCAUCAAUUUCCACGCCACUACUGUCAAAGACAGUUGUUUUUAUGGUUCUUACUGGUUUAUGAGAGAGCUGCAUUUGUGCAAAUGACUAAUCCCUAAGGUGGUUAAAUCAAGUGGUAAAUGCUAUAAAUUGCUCCUAAAAAUCUUUAUUUGCUACAAUAUUUAAAGCUAUUCUAAACUUCAUGCUACACAUAUACUCAAAUUGGAUAUAUUAUUGCUAUUUCUUUGUCCUAUAACCCUAUCAAAGAUGUGAGUUUGAUGUUUCUUGUGUAAUCUUCUGUUAACAUUUCAAAAAGCAGUAUUAUUUUGUACUGAGCAGUGAUGUAUUGCAGUAUGAAGUGUUUACAGAUUACACAUUUCUGUCUUAUCUAAUUAAAUUUGUUUUUCUUUUAAUAUUUAUUAAAUCAUUACAUUUAUCUUUA